CUGUGGAACUGUGUGCUACAGGUAAAGUGUUCAGAAUUCUGCUAAACUGGUUCUCUGAAUUCCACUGGCUCAGAUGCAGGUCUUGGCAGCGUUGUGCUUCCUUGUCUUGGCACACCUGCCCCCCCUGAGGGGGGAGGUAGUGGGAAGCUUCCAGGACGUCCCGGAGUGCCUGGACUUCUUCUACGAGGGCAAGGUGCCCGAGUGGGGCGCGGCCACGCCUGGCGCCGCCCGUUUGUGUCAGCGAUUCAAGAACAGCUACCACUUCGCCACGCUGUACGACACGCUCCACCGCAUCGCCGUCUACUCCGCCUACCGCUUUCAGACCAGCGACGGCGGCGGUCGCGAGAAGCGCUGGUUUGUGGAGCCACAGCUCGUGGACCUCAGUUUGGGUGCGGAGAUGCGGGACGGGUACUGGCUCGGGCAGGACAAUCCGGGGGUGUACUUGGGUGAGAGGCAGGCUCUCAACGAGGACUACACGCACUCCGGCUUUGACCGCGGACACCUCAACCCAAACGGACACCACCCAGUGCCCAGCCGCAACGCCACCUUCACUCUUACCAAUGUGGUGCCCCAGAACCCCAAGCUGAACCAGAAUGCCUGGCGCAUGUACGAGUCCCAGCUGACCGACCUCUUCAACGCCCAGUGCGCGCAGGCCUACGUGCUGGUGGGCGCCAUCCCUUCCGCUGACAACUGGAUCAUCAAGAACAACGUCAAGCGGGUCAACAUCCCCGACUACAUCUGGAACGCCUACUGCUGCCUGGACAACAACGGCCAGCCCAUCCGCAGCGGGGGGGCCAUAGCUAACAACACUGAGAAGAACCACUUUGGCAGGCACACUCUCUCAGAGCUGGAAGAGUUCCUGAGUCAGUACCAAUCACCAGUGGGGAAGCUCUUCUCCAACAACUGUGGGGCUUAGAAGAGUAUUGUACAUUACAGAAGGGAAGUCAGACACACCCCAUAGGCGUACAGAGAAUAUUUCUGUCUAUUUUUGUAAUUUCCAUUUCACCAUGAACUCAUUUAUCUAAUUUAUGCACUAAAACCCACUUAUUCACAAUUUAGUUAUUUGGUUGAUGCAUUUACAAAGGAGUACUUAAUAUGGUAAGAAAACCACCACGAGAUAUUGCAAUCUCACAAGUUCUCCCCAUUCAACCUUUAAAUAAUCAACAAUGUUAAAUUUCGACGUGGAUACAGCUACUGUAACAAUGGAAUGGAAGACAAACUUCCACGGGUAUAUAACACACACAUUGAUUCUCCCAUUUUCAAUAAAGGCUGUACGUCUUCAGAAA
Molecule: messenger RNA, 1286 nt
Organism: Anguilla rostrata (American eel)
Lineage: Eukaryota; Metazoa; Chordata; Actinopteri; Anguilliformes; Anguillidae
Product: endonuclease domain-containing 1 protein-like
Exons: 3
Coding region: 74-916 (280 amino acids)
Molecular function (GO): metal ion binding; hydrolase activity; nucleic acid binding
Source: RefSeq, a predicted model, not a curated record